Molecule: messenger RNA, 1737 nt
Organism: Chlorella variabilis
Lineage: Eukaryota; Viridiplantae; Chlorophyta; Trebouxiophyceae; Chlorellales; Chlorellaceae
Exons: 11
Coding region: 1-963 (320 amino acids)
Biological process (GO): transmembrane transport
Source: RefSeq, a predicted model, not a curated record
AUGGCCACCGACAAAGAGAAGCGCAGCUUGACUUGGGCCCAGAUCACCAAGUCGCUAUGCGCGGGGGGCGUCGCGGGGGCCGUGAGCCGCACGGCCGUAGCUCCGCUAGAGAGGUUGAAGAUUCUGAUGCAGGUGCAGGGCAACGAGAAGAUGUACACGGGCGUGUGGCAGGGUACAUCGCACAUGUUCCGCAAUGACGGCAUCAGGGGGAUGUUCAAGGGGAACGGCCUCAACUGCAUCCGCAUCGUGCCAAACCAGGCCAUCAAGUUCCUGACCUACGAGCAGCUCAGCCGCAAGAUCAGCCACCACUUGAUAGACAACGGCGGCGAUGGGCAGCUGACGCCGCUGCUGCGGCUGUCGGCGGGCGCAGCUGCGGGCGUGGUGGGCAUGUCUGCUACAUACCCUCUGGACAUGGUACGGGGCCGUAUCACAGUACAGGAGGCGGGCAACCCGCAGUACCGCGGCCUCUGGCACGCCACCGGCUGCAUCAUCAGGGAGGAGGGCCUGCUGGCGCUGUGGCGCGGCUGGCUGCCCAGCGUGAUAGGCGUGGUUCCGUAUGUAGGUCUGAACUUUGGUGUGUACGAGACGCUCAAGGAUGUGAUCAUCAAGACGUGGGGCCUGCGCGACGAGCGCGACCUGAGCAUCGCAGUGCGGCUGGGGUGCGGCGCGCUAGCGGGCACCAUGGGCCAGACCCUGGCAUACCCCUUUGACGUCGUGCGGCGGCGGCUGCAAGUGUCGGGAUGGUCAGGAGCCAAGAACCUGCACGCAGACCACGGGCAGGCGGUGGCGUACCGAGGCAUGAUGGACUGCUUUGUGAGGACGGUGCGGGAGGAGGGCAUCCAGGCGCUGUUCAAGGGCCUGGCCCCCAACUACGUCAAGGUGGUCCCCUCCAUCGCCAUCGCCUUUGUCACCUACGAGCAGGUCAAGGAGAUUCUGGGCGCCGAGAUCCGGCUGUCCGACUGAAGCUGAGGCCGAGCAGCCGGCAGGGGCUGGGCGGCGGCCCCGGCACGCCCCCCUGGCGCAGAGGCGUGGCUGCCUGCUGGCCGCAGGCUGGCCAGGCGCGGCGCGGCGGGCGGCCCGGCAUUCGUCACGAUUCGCGGAGGUGUUUGUUUGCUGGCUGCUGCGGGCUGGCAGCGGGGAGGGCUUUCCUGCUGUCUCAGCCCAGCCCAACCUUGAAUUCUGGUUUUCACAGACAGGCGAGGCUCCAAGCUGUGAAUGAGCCACCGCUUUUCCUACUCCUCCCUGUUUGACUCACGCCUGCCAUUCUUGGCCGGGCAGCGGCACCUGGCGCCGCUACUGCACACCCACCCUGCACCCCCUCCUCGCUCCUGUUUGUUCGACCGCCUUCCAAGCAUAGCGCCGAAGCCCUCUCUCGCCUGUUUGCACCCUCCCCGCCGCCCGCUGCUGCCUUGCACCACUUGCUUGCCCGUGCGCGCCUCGCCCCGUACUGCUAGCGCUGCCCCGCCUGUAGUGCUGUCCGCCUGCCCGAGGUGAAGCACUCCCGGCAUCUCCCCCCUCACCCCAUUUCGUGUCCCCUCUGGUUUUCCGCCUGCCUGCCGGCGCCAUGUGUGGCCCGUGAGACGAGCGCAUGUGUAUCCGGCUGCCCAGGCUUGACCCAUUCAUCUCCUCUGCCGGCCGAUGCGGCGCGCGCGCCUCCCCUGUACCGCGCCGCCACCUUUUUGCUUGUGACCGCAGACAGACAGCGCUGUGGCUCCAGUGUUGUAAACCUUUUCCAAC